Messenger RNA from Prorocentrum cordatum, 1444 nucleotides. The record is from the annotation of a GenBank genome assembly. Lineage: Eukaryota; Dinophyceae; Prorocentrales; Prorocentraceae.
UCGAGAAAAUUCGAGUCAUCGGAGGUCUGGGCCUCCGUAGCCACUCCAGCUCAAGGCAGACGCCAGCUGCCCGUCGUCCGUGGCCGCCCUGAAGCCGACGCCUGCGCUGGCACCGCGGACCACCAUGCCUGGCUUGGCAGCGGUGCCAGAGGUGGCGCGCGACGUCAUCGCUGGCGGCACGUCCACUGCUGCGGUCUCGGCGCUGCUCAACCCAGUGGACGUCGUGAAGACCCGCAGGCAGGUGGGCAUCGGCAGGGGAGCGGUGGCCGAGGCGCAGGCGGCGUGGCGGCAGGCAGGUGCAUGGCGGGGCCUCUGGAGGCCUGGGUUAUCUGCGUCCGUGGCGCGCGAGCUGCUCUACAGUGGGUGCACCAAAGGUCUCUACCCGAUGGCCCGUGACCUCGUCACCCCGAGCAACAGGGAGCCAGGAUUGCAGCACCGCGCGCUAGCAGCAGCCUUGACGGGGCUCGGCGGGUCGGUCUUCGCCAAUGGCCCAGACGUGGUGAAGGUUCGCCUGUUCGCGGAGCCUGGCCGCUACCCAGGCUUCAUGGCUGCGGUGCGGGAGAUCUGCGCAGGCCCCGAGGGCGCCGUGCGCGGGUUGCUGCUACGGGGCGUCAGCGCCUCGGCCCCCCGUGGCGCCGCCAUCGCCAUUGGAGAGGUGACCACGUACGACCAGACCAAAGUCGUGCUCGCGCGGCACUGGCCUCGCCAUACCGGGGCCAGCUCCGCAGACGCCUCGGACCGCUGGCGAGAGCCGUUUUCGUUGCACGUGGCCACGUCCCUCAUCACGGGCGUCGUCGCGACCACAGUGGCGGCCCCCUUCGAUUGCAUCAAGAGCUGCGUCAUGGCGGACGACGGGGGUCGGUACCCUCGCGGCUUCAUUGACGUGGUUCAGUCAUUCAGCAGAAGCCCAGGAGGACUUCUGAUGCUAUUCCGCGGGUGGUGGCCCGCCUACUGCCGGCUCGGCCCGCACGCGAUCCUCACCUUCCCUCUGCUCGAGCAGGUGCGAAGGCUGCUGGGCCUGGAGUACCUCUGAGUUGGCAGCCCGCGGCGCGCCCCACGCAGGCUGCUGCGCGCCAGGUGCGGGCGCCGUGCACCAGUGCGAGCGCCGCCGCUUGCCGCGCUUGCCGCGCCGAGCUGGCGGCUCGCAGGAGCCCGAGGUCCGCUCCCCGCAGCCAGCUGCCUGCGCCCCAGCGCGAGCGCUCGCCGCGCCCGCACGCGCCGCGCCGCUCGGCAGCACGCGCCCGCCUCGAGGUCCCCGUCGUUCGCUGACGCAUGCGCUAACGCUCGCUGGCGUCGGCGUCGCCGCCGCGGGCGCCCGCGCCGCCCCGCCGAGGGUGCCCACGUCACCCGCAGGGGCACAUAGGAUGAUGGCGCUCCGCGGUCUGGAUCGGAGAGCUGUCCCUCUCUCCAGGGCUUCGACGCGAGAGCGCGAGGCGCGGGGGGA